Molecule: messenger RNA, 4188 nt
Organism: Bombus impatiens (common eastern bumble bee)
Lineage: Eukaryota; Metazoa; Arthropoda; Insecta; Hymenoptera; Apidae
Gene: Gli
Product: cholinesterase
Exons: 10
Coding region: 533-3142 (869 amino acids)
Cellular component (GO): tricellular tight junction; cell surface; septate junction
Source: RefSeq, a predicted model, not a curated record
CGGUUGCAGCACGUAUUUGCACGCGAGAGUAACAUUACCGUUCAGUAGACUUUGGAUGUAACUCCGAGUAGCAUUCGUGUUGCGAAUAAUAUUUUCGAAAUAUACUCAAAUUCGCUAUUAUGUAUCACGCAACUGCAAUUCAAUCUUAUCAGUGAACUUGAUUUUGAUUAAUUUCGCCGAUUAUUUUUAUAAGGAUGCAAAAAAUGGAUUUCGAUGUUUGGUAGUAUUAGGAGCGGGAGAAACGAUCGUUUUCGAACGUGACAGACUACAGGGUGUUGGCUCCCGCGCGUGUCAGUCCUUCGAUUUCUUUCUAAUUGGUUUCCUUUCUCCAUGCAUGUUUUCGAAGAGAAUAUAAACGUUGGUGAGAUUUUACUUUCAUUGCGGCUUUCGCUUUUCUCCGCUUCAUCAAGAGUUUCCUGAAAGACCGAGUUCCUCGCAUUAUUGCGUGCCUGUAGAAGUGUCACGUGUGUAUACACACUGACAGACCACGCCUGUCUGUUUCUGGUGAAACACCAAUACGCACGCGGGCAAGAUGGCCGCAUAUACUUUAUACUCGUCAAUUGGACGCGUUUGUUUUUAUCUGUGCUUCCUCGCAAUUACGGUGUUGUGUCAGGAACAAAUACCUCCGGGUAGUCGGUAUUACAGUCGCGAUGGGGUAUAUGUGCCUCAAAACGGACCAGAUCACCGAACCGACACUUAUGUUUACAAAGAUAGAAGGUAUGGGUAUCGUCCUAGUUACUGGGACUCUGUUUACAGAGGACCCACCAGAGCACCAGACAGUCGGUACCUUUACGAGCAUACAACUUCAAGACUACCUUUACCUGGUAUAUUGGGUGGUUGGCGAGAAGAUCUUCAAGGAAGAAAGAGGUCUGAUUCGAAAAAUCUACCUAUAGAUGUUACUGUGACCACAGCUUAUGGACAAGUGCAAGGAUUUAAAGUUUAUUUAUAUGAUGAUCCACAAGCAAGGCAUAGGCCUUGGAGUUUACCAGUUGAAAGGGUUACAAAGCAUGUUAAUGUAUUCCUCGGUAUUCCUUAUGCUAUGCCACCUAUAAAAGAAGGUCGAUUUAAACCACCCAAAACUCAUAAAGGUUGGCAAUUACUGCAAGCUGUUGAUUGGGGACCAGCUUGUCCUCAGCCCAGUGCAUAUACUGGUGCUACUAAAGGAAUCCGUGAUGUGGAUGAAGACUGCUUAUAUUUGAAUAUUUUUACGCCAGAUAUUAGCUCUGGUUUAGCUAAGCCGUACCCAGUAAUGUUCUAUAUUCAUGGUGGAGAAUUUACUCAUGGAGCAAGCAAUUUGUUUCCAGCACACAUGUUGGCUGCAUUUUACGAUGUAGUAGUCGUUUCGAUUAACUAUCGACUAGGAGCUCUAGGAUUUCUAAGUACAGGAGAUGAGAAUAGCCCUGGAAAUUAUGGAAUUUUGGAUCAAGCUAUGGCAUUGAGGUGGGUGUAUGAUAAUAUCAGAGUUUUUAAUGGUAAUCCUGAUGCAAUAACUCUUUUUGGACCUGGUGCUGGAGCAGCAAGUGCUGGAUUAUUAAUGGUUGCACCUAAAACCAGAGAUAUGGUAUCAAAAGUAAUAGCUCAAUCAGGUUCUGCAUUGGCAGAUUGGGCUGUCAUAGCAGAUAAGUACAGGGCACAGAAUACAUCUAAAGUAUAUGCAGAAUCACUAGGCUGUAGCAUAGAAAGCAGCUGGAGAUUGGUGCAGUGUUUGAAGAAUGGCAGAUCCUUUUUUGAACUUGGUAAUUCUGAAUUAAAGCAACACAUUGGAAUGUUUCCUUGGGCUCCUGUAUUGGAUACUAAUUUCACAGUACCAAAUGACAGUUGGUACGAAGAUUGGAGAGAAACAGAUUGGCGUUUCUUUGUGGAAACACCUGAAGAAAGCAUAAAAAGUCAUAAGUUUACAGAUAACUUAGCAUAUAUGGCUGGUGUAACUACUCAGGAAGCAGCAUACCUUAUAUAUAACAAUGCCACAUUAGCCAAGAAUCAAUAUAUUAUAGAUGCGGAAUCAUUCGAUCAGAAAAUUUGGGAACUUGUUCUCCAAUACAACUACACUCUAAAUUCUCAAGGAGUUUAUGAAGCUAUAAAAUACAUGUACACAUAUUGGCCAGAUCCGACUAAUAUUACCCACAUUCGUGAUCAGUAUAUUAAUCUCUUGACUGAUUUUCACUAUGUUGCUCCUUUUGAUAAAAUAGCAAAAGUUUUGAUAGAAAAACGUGUACCUACAUAUUUGUAUGUGCUAAAUACAACUGUAGAAGCAUUAACAUUACCACAGUGGCGAAGUGUUUCUCACAACACAGAGCUUCUUUGGCUAACAGGGGCACCUUUCAUGGAUGUUGUUACUAUCUUUACAGAAUUCUUCCCUCAAAAAUGGAAGUUGAAGCGUGACAUGUGGACAGACAACGAUCGCAAUAUGAGUCACUUUUUUAUGAAAGCGUAUGCAAAUUUUGCAACGUAUGGAAAUCCGACACCAUCGCAAAUUUUGGGUUUACAUUUUGAUGUUGCUAAGCCUGGACAAUUACGGUAUUUGAACAUUAAUACUACUUACAAUAGUUCAAUUUUAUUGAAUUACCGACAAACUGAAAGUGCCUUUUGGUCUAUGUAUUUACCAACGGUUAUUGGUCGUUUGGUACCUACAUAUCCUCCAGUUACUGAAUAUUGGUGGGAGCCAAAAGAACCUCUACAAAUUGCCUUUUGGUCUGUUUCCACUGCGUGUCUAUUGUUAAUCGUGCUUUCCGUAGUAUGCUGUAUGCUUUGGCGCAAUGCCAAAAGACAAUCUGACCAUUACUACAGCGGAGACAUCCUCAUGGUGCGAGACGACGAACCUUCGGAGGGAAUCGAGAAUAUGACUCGUACUUCGAAGGAGAACAUCCACGAGUAUCGUGACACACCACCUGUCAGAUCUAGGAUACCGCGGCAAAAUGAAUCAAAGCUUCAAGAACGAUUGUCGCAUAAUCGUAAAUUUAGUUCUACUCCAUCGCUAAGGAGUAAUUCCAAUAUCUCGCUGAAAGAUAUGCGUUCGGAAGGAUUUGUUACCAGUUCACCAAAUGGACAACCUAGAUUAAGCAAAGCUAUAAGCCAGUCCUCAUUGCCUAAAAGUAAAAGCAAAACACAUUUAGUUCAAGGUGUCCCACAAACAGCUGUAUGAUAUCCUUUUUUGAAGUAUUAUUUUUCUACCUGCAGCUACUUCAUUUACUUUUUUGAAGAGAAGCUAGCUUCUGAUGUCUAAAAGAUGUCUAAAAUCAAAAAUAUAGGUUUUUAAACAAUAUGUGUUCAUAUAUAUGCAAAAUGUUUUUUAAUAUGAUUAUUUUCAGAUAUUAAAAAACAUUGCACAUAGAAAACUGAGGUUACUGUUAUAAGACUUGGCUAAACGUUUCGUCCGUCCACGAUAAUGUUAUCGUAUUAAUAUUGCAUUGUACAUAUCGAUACACAUAUUUUAUACUUUUUUACGUUAAUUUUUAUCGUUAUAAACAUCGGUAUACGAAAUCUAUUUUUUACCGAAAGCCAUGCACGCCACGAUAGUAAUAUAUAUUAUGUAAUAAUAUAUCAUAAUAUUAUUACUUUGAGAACAAUUUAAUAGUUUAAACAAUGUAGAGUGUUUUUAUAUCGUUUUUUACCAUAAAAGUUGCAAAUAUAGUACAUGUUAAAAUAUAUUUAUGUAUUCCGAUAUUUUUAUAGUAUUAAUAGAAAACACGUGUAGUCGUCGAAUCGAUCUCACUAUUACCGAUGUUAUGAUUUCGAUAGUAUAAGUCUUUUAAUAUAUUCUAGUAUUAUACAGUACCUAAUAUAGAGAUAUAUUAUUAUAUCUCAUGCGAGGAAGUUUAUGUAUUUUAUGGUAUAUAAGAUCUCUAUCUUUUACGAAAAAGAAUAUUAUACGUACUAUUACAAAUGCAUUUAAAUUAAGAAGUAUGAAUGUAUUGUAUUAGAAGAAGAACACCGUUAGAUUAAGAUCUUUCAAUUAAAGAACACCGUGCAAGCAACAUACGAGCUUUUAAAAAUCCUACGAAAUUCAAUUGCGGCAAUAUUCAUGUCAUACAUUUUAUUCAUUGGAUAUUAUCACAAAUAUUCAGUGAAGAACUCUAUAAGUCAUGCUAAACAUAAAUAAUUUUUCAACUUCUACUGAGAGAUAAAAAAGUAUGGGACCAAAACAUGUAAAAGUAAGAUUUAAACAAUUAAAAAUACAUAUAUUCUGUU